AUGGCUGUGAACUUCACUGAUGAAAGUCCAAGCUAUUUCUCGUGUGCUGAAUGGGACCAAAAUUUCGAAAUCGUUCAUACGAAAGCGCUCAGAACUUCGUAUCUGUGGACUUGUAUUCUUAAUGGAGUUCUAGCUAUCCAUACAGCCAUAUUAAACUCUCUGAUCGUUGUGCUGUACUUCAAAGAUAAACGUCUUCAAACUACAGCAAAUGUGCUGAUCUUAGCUUUGGCUUUUUCUGAUCUCGUCGUCGCUUUAGUAAUCCAGCCCGCUGUGGUUGUUAACAACGCUUUGAGAUUUCACGAAAUUUAUAGCUGUGUUUCAGAGCUGACGACGUUCGCUUUAACGGCAAUUGGAGUAGGACUGUCUUGCUCUACUGUGUGCUUUACUAUAACUUUGGAAAGAUUGUUUGCCAUUUGUUGGCCGCUAAAACAUCGUGUGCUUGUGACCAAAUCUCUACUGAAAAAAAUAUUUUUAGGUCAAGUUGCUUUACAUUGUGUGAUAGUAUUCCCUUUCAUUCUAAACUCGUCCCUGAAAUUCUCGCUAGAAAUGCAAUCGGGGUCUAUAAUUUUUGGCAUCAUUUUCGUGUUAGCUGCAUAUCUGUGUAUUUUUAUUAUAAUUCACAAAAGAUUCCGGGCUGUAGCCAAGAAUGGUUUGACGACUGAUUGUUUGGAGAAGGUAUCCCGGAAUUCCAAGCAGAAGAAAAUAUCGGGGAAAGAUAUAUCCCAAGAUUCCAAGCGAGCUGAUAAAUCUCCAGAUGAUGUAUCCCAAUAUUCCAUGCGGACUGAUGAAUCUACAGACAAUGUAUCCCAAUAUUCCAGGCGGACUGAUGAAUCUACAGACAAUGUAUCCCAAGAUUCCAAGCUAGAGAAUAAGUCAACAAUUCAUAUAUCCCAAGAUUCCAAAGAAAAGAGUAAUUCGCCAAAAUAUGUUUCCCAGAAUUCCAUGCCGCGGAAUAAGCCUCCAAAAAAUGUAUCCCAGGGUUCCAAACGUGAAAGGAAUUUGGAUGAAAAUCUAUCCCAGAAUUCCAAUCGUAACUCCCUGGAGAUUCUGUCCCAUGAUUCAAAUGGUAAGGAGAUGAAAAUCCCGGAUAAUAAAUUAAAGGAUGAGCAACGUACGUUCAGCGCAUGCGUGUCAUUGCAGAAAGCCAGGUUGAAAUUGAAGCAAGAAUUACGAGUUUGCAAGGCAAUGGCCGUGAUAGCCGGUGCUGUGGCGCUAUGCUUCCUCCCUCGUGCAGUGAUAUUUAAAUAUGUUGUGUCUGGUGCGAUUUCAAUGGAGACGUUUUAUAACUAUCUUAUACCGUGGUUCGAUGUAUUGGCUUUUGUAAAUUCAUCUCUUAAUCCGUACAUAUAUUUCUUUCACAACAAAGACAUAACAGAAGGUGUGAAGAAAAUUAUAUUUGGAAAGAAGAAUACUCAAUUGAAUAAAACAAAUUUACCGACUGUUGAGGCGAACAUUAAACGAUGA
Messenger RNA from Paramuricea clavata, 1464 nucleotides. The record is from the annotation of a GenBank genome assembly. Lineage: Eukaryota; Metazoa; Cnidaria; Anthozoa; Malacalcyonacea; Plexauridae.